Messenger RNA from Malaya genurostris, 5899 nucleotides. RefSeq lists its product as uncharacterized. Bases 1189 to 5115 code for a protein of 1308 amino acids. Gene Ontology annotation, molecular function: protein binding. The record is from RefSeq and is a predicted model, not a curated record. NCBI's taxonomy places the organism in Eukaryota, Metazoa, Arthropoda, Insecta, Diptera, Culicidae. The transcript has 7 exons.
CCAAAGCGUGUUGGCGGUGUGGGUUGCGGGGGAAGCGUAGUGACUAACGCGGGUGCAAAACGUGAUCGAGUGUACGCAAGGGAAGGAGAAAUCAAGAAAUCGGAUGAAAAACUGCUCGAAUCGACACCGGCACUGGCCGGGUGAGUUUACUGCCUGCCGAUCACCUUUAGUUCAAUUUCGAACCUUCAGGUGAGCGGUUUGGACGUCUGCAAAGUGCGCUGCCAUCGUAAGAAAAGGAGAGAAAAAAUAAAAGGAUAUGUUCGGUGUACGAAACAGCACCAUUUAUGUGCGUGUGUAAAUGGAGAGAAAGGUUAUGCCUGUCGUAAAUGCGAUGGUUGAGAAGUGAUCCUUUUUCACUAACAGUUUGAAGGUGAAAACCAGGAAUCGAAUUGUGCAAACCGUGCAUUAUUAAGUGAAGGGAAGUGGAUCAAGUGCAACUCUAUCCGGUGUUGUGUCAAUAAAGUUCUGUGAAUUGUUGUAUAGGGAUUUGCUUGAAAAUAUGCACAACUAUCACUGAGGGAGCAGAUCGUGUUGAAGUAAAAUGAAAAGUUUGUAAACACGUGAAAAUUCCGGGAUACAUACCAUCGGGCUAAAGCUUUGUAGCUGAGAGAACCAGGUGUAAAGGCAGAAUAGAAGAGAAACGAGCCGAUAAUUAAGGAAUAACUGAAGUGAUUAGAGGUGUUGUUGUUGAAUGAAGAAUUCAAGGAAAGAGAGAACGUGCAAUUUGAAGAAUAAGUGCGAAUUGGAUGCUUUCGAGUGUGCUACUUCGAAAGAGAAUAAGAGGAACGGACGAGUGCAGUGUGAGGAUAUGUGAGGCCGAAAUUGGCAAAAUAUAGACAAAGGAUUUAAACAAUUGAAACCAAGAGAGAUUCAGAGGUAAUCGCUGAGCCCAAGACACAAUGAUUGCAUAACUAGCGAGCAAAACAAUUUCGAGAAGAAAACAACAAAUUCGGCGGAAAGGGUUCAACGCGAGUUGGCAGAAGUGAAAAAGUGUAUAACACUAAAUUUGUUAUUGUGGACCUAACCGCAAAAAAUAUCGAAUCGACGAAACAACGUGUACGUGCCAAAAUAAUAAUAAUAAUAAAUCGGUCCAGGCUGACGUGAUUUUUUGUGGUUAUUAAUUUUGUCUUGGGUUGCUGCGAUACAAAGGUCAAACACGCGAAGGUCCUAAUAUUUCCGUCCAUCGAGAUGGAAACCGAAACGUGCUACGACGGAGGCGACAUUGCCGGUGCCAUCUUUGGGACCCUGUUCGCCACGGUUCUGCUUGCAGCUCUUAUCUGGUGGCUCUACAGAAGAGGAUACAUUCUGAAACAAAAAGAAUCUCCACUCGUACCGGAUGAUCCCGAAAGCAAGAAAGAUGAAUACGCGUUCGAUAAUCCAGCGUUCAAAACUGGUGAUGGAAGCACCAGCAAAACCAACUCACCAUUGGAUCCAAGCUGGACGUCAUCUGCUAAGCAGAAUAGUCUCGACAAGCGGAAAACUUUGGAUGAUAGUUUCAUCAACAGCACUACACCACGGCUAGUGUCCCUGCGUGGAUCAGACUUCACCGGACUGGGAGUGGAAGUGUACGGGGGCCUCAAGGAGGGUAUUUUCGUGAAGAAAGUCAUGCCCCAGGGCCCAGCAGCUGGUUUCAUAAACACUGGAGACAGAAUCACCAGCAUCACCAUCGAUUUCCGUCACAUUGCCCUGGAAGAUGCGAUGACCAUCCUCAGCUAUGCCUCGCCAUACAAUGUCCAACUUGAACUGGUCAGUGGCGAGAAAAAUCCCCAGACGCAAAGUCCCAAACCAGGACAUCAACCUCUCUCUCACCCGCUGGUGCGAUCAAGCAGUCAGUCGGAUAUGAACACGAUUGAACGUAACUCCCGCAAAAAGCUUUUCCCAGGAGAAGAUGCCAGCUCAUCGCUCAAAAUGGAGCAACAAUCCGGUCCGCCUAGCUUGAAUAAGGUGCUUCCAACAGUUCAUAAAGAGAACGAAAAAGAACCGAAGAAGCAUUCGUUCAAGCAACAGAUGAAAGAAAUGAUCGAAGAAAAGUUUCAAUCGCGACAUGCCGACACCGAACGAAAGGACUCCAAUACAGAAGGCAAGAAGGGCCACAAAUUCGGCAUCCGCGUGUUUCCACCAUCAAUGAAUGAUAAACUCUUCGGUCGAAGUCCAACCAAAAUUCAAGCGGACAAUGAAAACAACAGUAACAUUGAAAAGAAAGAAGCCGACGAAAAGAAAGAAAAAUCACCAUCCCCACCGGUAGUAAAAAAACGAACGAAGGAGCCGAAAAUGAUUCCGGAUGUGGCAGUUAUUGAACCUACAACGACCGAUACGGCCACCAUGCCGAGCGAGUUCGAACGACAAAAUAGUUUGACCUCCAGUGGAAUUAAACGUGAUGCAGCAGGAAUCCCACAGGAAAUGCCAGGAUUCAUGAUGCAAGCUGCGAAUGCCGCUAAAGAUAACCGUAAGACGACGAAUAUGGAAGCUGAUAACAAACGAAAGGGAAAAGCACCCAAACCACCACAUAAUGAAUCCGACCUGGACGAAAGUACGAUUACCACAUAUACCAAUCUGAGCAUCGAUGUUCCAGAUGCGGCUACAAACAGUGGUCGAAUGAUGAACGGAACACUGGAAAUUGUUUCCGAAAAAGAUGUUGAAGACAUGCAAUUCCAGCCCAAUGAUCCAUUGAAUUUUUCAGACUUUGCUGAAAAAGUAUUGAAUUGUACCAUCGAACGUAUUUCUGGCAUAGAGAAAUUCGACGAGGAAGGACCAAGCAAUACCUCAACCCCGAAGAGUGAACGCAAGAAAAGUUCUCUAACGGAGAGCAUGACGCAUGAUGACCACGAUUCGGACGUCGAUCAAAUUCCUUCGAGCAACAAGAUCGAGCUCAACUCCAGCGACAUAACCGUACACCAGAGUUCACCGAGUCCGACCAGUAGCGAGGAACUGAUGGAAGACAGCAACCGACGAACGGCAAGCCUUGGUGAUUUGUCGAAACUGGAAACCCAGAAGACAAACCCCACCAGCAAUAGUAACACCUUGGAACGAGCUCAAAGUUUGGAGAUAACAGGAGAUACGGCAACCGUUGUCGGUAAUGGAUCCGUAGUGAUUGACACAACUGCCACGGGAAAUAAAAAACGCAAAUCAUCGAUUGAGGGACAGAUACCGGUAGAACCUAAAGAAGCGAAACUGACAGUGACAGGAAUAAUGGAAGGACUGAAUUCACUGCAUAGGCUUAAAGGUGCUUCCGCCUGGGGUAACCUGGAAGAUGCCAUAAGUUCCGGAGAGUUGCUAAACAGUUCAUCAGAAAGUGAGCUGAAAGUUUCAAUGGAAGAUUUAACAGAGAAUGGCGUCUCAAUUGUAACAAAUUGUUCAGAUAUGGAUCCGAUGAUAAAGAUGGUAACAACAGUAGUUCAGAUGGGUAAUGGCACUACCAUGAUCAACGGCAAUGAAAGUACCAGGAUCUCAGUGGAUGCUGAUCAGAAACCACUGCAGGAAGAUAAUCGAACAGAAACUAUUACGAUUACUGAUAAAAUAGCACCGGCAGUAAUUGUUGCAGAGGAACGCAAAGUUGAAAAGGACAUUGAAAAAGAACACAUCUCGUUGACAUCCAUUAAUAUGGACUACAAUGGCACAUACCCCACUGAGGUAGAUCAGUCCACAAACAAAACGGAUCAUAUCAAGAUCGCUAAUUACGACACAAACAUUCCUGAUGACGUUAAGGUAUCUCGUUAUCCAUUUGGUAGCUUGGAACGACCCAAAUCUGACGUGCUGAAGAAACUUCUUGGACAAAAAGAAGAAUUGGAGAACACACCAUCUGUGUUCAUCUCCGCAGACGGUGAUUCCAACAAGAUUACGAUCGAAAAUAGCUACCAUGAUGUUGGAGAACCUAUAAGUUUGACGUUAAUUAAUAACACAGAAGUGUAUCCAGUGGAAAAUGAGCUAACCGAGAGUAGCCAGGCUUCACCUGUGUUUUCAAGCAAUACAAAUGGAAUCAGUAGCAUCAACAUCUCGUCUUUAGAGGUAGACUUAUCGAAAUCGCUUAACAACAAACCGUUUACAGUCGCACCGAAAUUUUCGUUGGAUAAUAUCGUUACGAUUUCGACCGAAUCUUCUCAACCGUCAUCCAUCAUUUUGAUAGAUGAUGAAAAGUUAGAUUUCAGUCUACAAACUCUAGAUGAUUUUGAGGAUAGUAUUGAAAACACAUCCUCGGUCGUACCUCAACACAAUUUCGCCUCAGAAAUUAACAAAACCGUCAUAGAAACCUGUCAACCUUCACUGGAAAAACCAAAUGUUCCAAACAGCUUCGUCACUGAGAUUUCAGUAAAAACACCCGAAUCGGAACAGAAUGGAAAACCGGAAGAACCGCCUAAGCUAACAAAGAAACCACCAAAACCGGAAAAACCAACUACGCCUCCUUCAAGAAUCCCAGUUGAACGACGAAUGUCCAGUGAGCAUAGCUACAUUCCACGUAAUACCGAAAUCAAAUUCACCACCUCAACUUACGAUACUGGCAGAAGUCACGAGAAACGCCCACUGGGAAUCGAUCAAAUACGCUCCAACUUUGAACGAAGUAACUCCAAACCCGACGUUCGCUCGUUCGAAAGAAGCAACUCGAAAACCGACGUUCGGCCAUUUGAGCGCAGCAAUUCAAAACCCGAUGUUCGUCCAUUUGAACGCAGUAAUUCCAAACCCGACGUUCGUCCAUUUGAACGCAGCAAUUCCAAACCCGACGUUCGUCCAUUUGAACGCAGCAAUUCCAAAACCGACGUCCGAUCAGUACUAGAACGCAGCAACUCCAAAACCGAAAUCCCAGUUCUGAUACGACGAACGUCGAUACCAUCAAUUAAUCUUCACGGUUCGAACACAGUCAAUUCCACCCCACAGGUUACUACUACGAACGGGAAUGGUAACGGAAACGGAACCAAAGCGAGUCCAUCCCGCAUUCCAGUGUUCAACUCUACCAAUAAAAUGAACAAUGGUCAUGACAGUUCUCGAUCGCCUCCACCGUUUGUUCAUAAUAAUAACAACGGAAGUUUUAACAACAAUCAUAUUAGCAAUAAGGUUUCAGUUAGCAUCACCUCAAUCAAGAACCAAUCGAAACAUCCCAGCGGCAAAUUCACCGGAAACUAAGCGGUUUACAAGACUUAGCGUACUCUAUCGUAGCGACUAACCAGUUUGUUAUUUCAUUUCUUAUGGUGCAAUUGAGAAUGUAUGUGUAUGAGAUUUCUGUGGAAUUACUAUUUAGUAUCGACACAAAAGCGUAAAUUUUGAAUCUAAUUCAAUGUUUUCGCAAAAAAAAACAUUACGAUUACUUCAUUGAAAAAAUUAUAUGUGCUGAACCAUAAAAAGUUGAGACGUCUUCCACAAAUACGGGUCAAAGUUGGAAAUGGUAUUGUAAAGUAUGAGUUAAUUUUACACUUUACUACAUCGAACAGAAACACCCGUAUAUACCGCAAUGUAUCCACCAGCUGUAUCUACUCUAUUGGUUCUAAGCGCAAACAGGUAGUGUAAAUUUGUAAUAACCUGAAAUUAUUUCGUUUAACCGAAAUGCUGAGAGCAGCAGAGAUGUUUGGCCAUAUUUACUUUGUAUACACUUUUUAUAUACACAUGUAAAAAUAAAUAUAUUGAAUUAAAUUGCUCCGACAGUGGAGGCGAGCGUAUCUAGUUUUAAGUCGAAGAGAUCACAGAUUUGAUCAUUUGUUAGCAUUGAUGAAUAAUUGAUAACAGAAAAAAAACAAUCAAGAGUACCAUUUUAUUUUUACAAAAACAUUCUGAAAAGACAGGACAUGACAUUGUUGAAAAAUUAAAACGGAACAAAUAUGUAUUCAGAAACCUGAAAAGAUGUAAACCAUGUUUUAGGCUAACAAUAUAUUAUACACCUUUUUUAUUUUAGUAAUAAAACCAUUAAUUCUUA